AUGGCCGGUCCUAUCGCUUUUAUCGGCUCAACUGGCGGCUGCGCGAAUUCAUGUCUCGCCCAUACGCUCAAGGGAGGCUACAACGUCGUUGCCCUAGCAAGAACACCGUCAAAGCUGACAGAGCAACUUAAAGUCCAAGGCAUCGAGCAGUCAGUCAUCGAUAGCCAGCUCACUGUCAUUCAAGGAGAUGUCAACGAUAUCGAAGCAGUCAAGCGAACCGUAGCUCCAGCCUGCAAUGAUGGAGCACUGGUACCAACCAUCAUCUCUGGUAUUGGCUCGACUCCAAAGCUGCAAGCUUCGAUCCUGCAGCCAGUCACCCUGAACGACCCAAACGUAUGCGAAAAAGCAACGAGCAACAUCAUUUCGGCCGUACGGGAGGUGCAGUCUGCUGCUCAAGGGAACGGAAUGCCCAAGACCCAACCAUUCUUCACAGUCGUAUCGACCACUGGGAUCAGCAAGACAGAGGAUGUUCCUUUGGCCUUUAGACCGCUGUACCAUUACUUCCUUGCUGUCCCCCACAAGGAUAAGCUUAAGAUGGAAGACGCUAUAUUUAAAGCUGUUGCUGAUCCCACACCUGCCUCUCGAGUGUUCAGCGGUGUCAUGUCGGUUCGACCUUCACUGUUGACGGGAGAUUAUAAUAUCGCCACUGGAAAGGGGUGGAAGACGCUCAGGGUGGGAACGGACGAUAAGCCGGCGGUAGGAUACACCAUCCAGCGUGCCGAUGUGGGCGAGUGGAUGUACCAUGAGGUGGUUGCAAAUCGGGGACAAAGCUACACAAACCAGAAGGUCUCCUUAACUAGUUAA
Nannizzia gypsea CBS 118893 is the source of this 804-nucleotide messenger RNA. RefSeq lists its product as hypothetical. Bases 1 to 804 code for a protein of 267 amino acids. The record is from RefSeq and is a predicted model, not a curated record. NCBI's taxonomy places the organism in Eukaryota, Fungi, Ascomycota, Eurotiomycetes, Onygenales, Arthrodermataceae. The transcript has a single exon.